Molecule: messenger RNA, 2561 nt
Organism: Nothoprocta perdicaria
Lineage: Eukaryota; Metazoa; Chordata; Aves; Tinamiformes; Tinamidae
Gene: SLC25A51
Product: solute carrier family 25 member 51
Exons: 2
Coding region: 165-1040 (291 amino acids)
Source: RefSeq, a predicted model, not a curated record
GGUCACCGGCACCGCAGAGGGCGGCCCUCGCCUAGCGGGACGCGCCGUGGAGAGGAGCCGCUUGGGUCUCCCUGCUCCGCGUGCCGGGAAGCGGACCGCGGGGCGAGGAGCAUUCCCUCGAGGAGGAGAAGAGAACUGAGUUAUAAUACAGUAAGAAAACCAAGAUGAUGGAUUCAGAAAGUUGUGCCCCAGUGAAUUCAAAGCCAGAUCUAAGUCAUCACAUAAAGGCUACAUCUGGUAAACACUAUCUGUGUGGUUAUUGUGCUGCUUUCACAAACAUAGCAGUCACUUUUCCCAUCCAGAAGGUCCUUUUCCGGCAGCAGCUGUACGGCUUGAAAACGAAGGAUGCMGUACAUCAGCUGCAGAAAGACGGAAUCCGUAAUCUGUACCGUGGCAUCCUUCCCCCAUUAAUGCAGAAGACGACGACUCUGGCUCUGAUGUUUGGGCUGUACGAGGAUUUCUCUUCGCUGCUGCACAGCCACACGAGCGCCCCCGAGCUCCUCACGCGCAGCGUAGCAGCGGUGCUCGCAGGGACCACCGAAGCACUUCUUACCCCUUUUGAGCGAGUACAGACUCUGCUUCAGGACUACAAAUACCACGAUAAAUUUACAAACACUUACCAGGCUUUCAAGGUACUGAAGAACUACGGGAUGAGGGAAUAUUACCGGGGUUUGGUACCUAUCCUGCUCCGGAAUGGACCCAGUAACGCACUCUUCUUUGGCCUCCGUGGACCCAUCAAACAGUGUCUGCCUGAAGCAACUUCUUACAGCGCUCACUUGGUCAAUGACUUCAUCUGUGGAGGGUUGUUGGGUGCCAUGCUGGGAUUCCUGUUUUUCCCGAUGAAUGUUGUAAAAGCCCGUAUGCAGUCUCAGAUUGGUGGAGAAUUUCAGUCUUUCUCAAAAGUCUUUGUAAAGAUCUGGCUAGAACGUGAYAGGAAUCUGAUCCACCUUUUCAGAGGAGCCCAUCUGAAUUACCACCGCUCGGUCCUGUCCUGGGGCAUAAUCAAUGCAACUUACGAAUUCCUGCUAAAGCUGUUAUGAAAAACACACAGUCUACCUUGGCAGUCUUUCUGUUUGAGUGGGGCUUGGCACACAGUGUCACUGAACCCCGGAAAACAGAUCAGUUGUGAAACUUUCUAUGAGUAACAUUGAGUAUCAUGGAACAUAAUUCAAGGCAGCAGAUAUUACAGYAAGGAGAUGAGUGCCCGCUUUGUGUGAAGGGUAGUCUUGACCUUUAAUACUUAUGGGGUAAACAGUGGUGCAUCUAAACUUGGAUGCAGUUAGGGGGAAAAAAGCUGAAGUAUUUAUGUACUAGUAGUUCAGUUUGCCCACAGGGGAAUUCCUAGACAAAUGGAAGGUUUAGAACAACCAAAAAAAUGGUGUAUUAGUCCAACAAUUUAUUCCAUAUCACUCGCACAGUUUUAACACUCCCAGUGACUGGCAAUGCUUUCUGUGUGCAUUGUGAAAUAUGAAAGUCAGGGAGGGCGUGAUGAAAGCUCUCCUGAUAUAAGAAAUACUUUUGCAAAUGCUUGGGAGUUCAAAGUUAGCCUUACAGUUUAAAACUACAUGGACAAGUUCAGAUGGGGAUGUCUUGACUUCUUGAACCUCAGAAUAAAAUCAAGUAAGUCUACAAAAUCUGUUCUGCCCAGUGUUUUGCUGCUUGGCUUUGACAUGAACUGUUCAAUUCAGCAAUGUAAAAGCAGUUAUUGGAUGUUUGAUUUCAGUGUGAGCCGACCCCAGUUCAAAGUGGGAUUAUGUAUGUGAAUGUGUGUGCCUUGAUGUGAAAAGGGAAAUGCGGAAAGAAUGAAACAGCAAUUUUACUUAAAGCUUUAAAGUGUCCUUUCCUGUUWAAUAAUCUUCAUGUGAACUUGUGAAUGUCAGAGUGCUGGCUUUGUUUUUUUCUUUUUGGCCUUGCAUUAUUUCUGUUAUAAACAGCUAUGGUGCUGAAAAAAAAUGAUUGCUCUUUCUUUAGUGUUAAUACAAAAAAUAGUUCACCUUUCCCUUGUUGUGAAAGUAGUUCACAAAGCUCUUUUGUACAGAGAUAUCCUGCCUAUUUUGCCUAUUGUUUCCUUUGGGCCUUGGUGUAAUUGUGGCAGUUCUGUCCACUUUAUGCAUACUUGGAACAACCUGURGGACAGGACUGCACAUUUAAGCAGAGGUCUGUCAGUAUAAUGGAGAUAAUGCCAGGACACAGAUGAAGAGGGCUUUAGAUGGAGCAGGGCAGGAGAAAUGGAGGAUUUGGAGGCACUUUUAAGGACUCCUGUAGCCUUGAGCGCUGGGAAGCAACUGUGGAAACGUCAACAGCUUUAGAGAAGGGGACAGGCAGCAACAUAACCUGCCACARGAUGACUGUCCUAAUGGAUAAAAGCUGUUUGAGUCGCUUGGGGAAAGGGAUGAAUCCCCACAUGUGAUGGAAUACGUGGGUUUGUGGGUGAACAGUAAAGCUUUCAGACUCUGAAUUGAUCUGAGAUCUGAUAAUUGAUCUUACAGCAUUUGCUGUACCUGUUCCUAGAGACUGGUUCCAGAGAGUACCUUAUCAAUGUAAUCAUAAUAUGCAGCACC